GUUUCAGUUGUAAAGCUCUUCUUUUUAAUAAAAUAUUUUUUCCAAAAGAAAGGCCAAUAAAUUGCAAUUUUUAUAGUCCCUGUAACCCUAUUUUGACUUGUGCACGGUCUUCUUUCAAUUUUAGGUUACAAAAAGCACUGGACCAGUCACUGAAGCUGUGGAGACGAGGUGGAACACCAGACUUGCCAUGCUCCAGUCAAUAAAUGAUGCUCUCAAGUCUGGUAAGCUGCACGACAUCCUGCUUCGCAGAAGCGAGCUCCGUUACCUCAACAACAUAGACUGUGACCUUCUUGAGGACGUCAUCCAGCUCCUGAAACCUUUUGAUGAGGCUACCAGGCACCUCUCCAUCGAUCAGGCACCUACUCUUCACCUCGUCCUCCCAACCAAGGCAACCCUGCUGCAGGGUUUGUUGAUCCAGGAUGGAGAUAGUGCAAUUGUGAAAGAGCUGAAAGAGAAGUUGGCCCAGGCAGUGGAGUUGAAAUUCAAAAUCCACCUGUACCAUAAGCUAGCCACAGCUCUCUCUCCUAGCCUGAGGAGUUUCUUGAGGAAAACGCUCUCCGGUCAGGAGUAUGAGGAGGUCAUCAACACCCUGGCAGCACUCACAGAAACAGCAGGGACAGAGGAGAGAGCGAGAAGCCUUGAGAAGAAACAGGGUCCACCCCGAGAGGCAGUUCCCAGUCCCACAGAGGUGCACGACUUCUUUUCCUUUUGUGUUGAAAAGCAGCAACAGGAGGGGGACAGUGGUGGUAUUUCAGAGUCAUGGGGCCGCCAGUUUGUGGUAGAGUACAUGAGUGACUCUAAGUUGACAGGCUUCCAGUCUCUGCUCAACUUCUGGCAUGAGAGGUCUGAUGGGCUAGUGCCAGUUGCCAGGAGGCUGCUAGCAAUCCCAGCAACAAGCACUCCUUCUGAGCGUAGUUUCAGUGUUGCUGGGAGACUGAUUGAGGAGAGGCGUUCCACCCUCAAUCCAGAAAAUGUAGAUGAACUUUUGUUCCUACAUAGCAAUUUAUAAUGACAACUAUUCAUAUGUGCUGAAGAGUGGAAAAGUAGACUGAUAUGCACGGUGGCUGACAGACACACAGCAAACAGUUAAAACGUGCUGCAAACACAGGAAUGAAUCAAAUUCCAAAACAAAAAAACA
Nematolebias whitei (Rio pearlfish) is the source of this 1138-nucleotide messenger RNA. Its product is annotated as zinc finger protein 618-like. The transcript has 3 exons. NCBI's taxonomy places the organism in Eukaryota, Metazoa, Chordata, Actinopteri, Cyprinodontiformes, Rivulidae. Bases 188 to 1009 code for a protein of 273 amino acids. Gene Ontology annotation, molecular function: protein dimerization activity. The record is from RefSeq and is a predicted model, not a curated record.